Triticum aestivum (bread wheat) is the source of this 7341-nucleotide messenger RNA. RefSeq lists its product as uncharacterized. The transcript has 3 exons. Bases 139 to 1611 code for a protein of 490 amino acids. NCBI's taxonomy places the organism in Eukaryota, Viridiplantae, Streptophyta, Magnoliopsida, Poales, Poaceae. The record is from RefSeq and is a predicted model, not a curated record.
CCCACCCCCACCCCGUAUGGCCUCCCUUGUAGACAGAUUGCUGUACGCACAACCCUAAAUCUAUCGGUUUUGGUCUCUCUCGCCGCCGGAUCGCCGGUCCCCAACCCCCACGGCCGCCUCCGUCAGUAAGGCAUCGCCAUGUCUGCCGCUCCAGAAGCUCCUCCUUCCGAAGGUCCUCCAUCGUUCAUCGCCAUGUCUGCCGCUCCGGAAGCUCCUCCUUCCGAAGGUCCUUCAUCGUCGGUCGCCAUAUCCACCUCCCCCUUCCCCAACUGGAUACUGCUGGAGAGCUUUGUCUUCCGCAGGGACGACAAGAAGUCUUUUCCGGACGACACAAAGGCACCCAUCAGGGCGUCCGGCAUCACCUCCUGGAACGCUCCCUUCCGGAUUGCCUUCUCCCUUGCCAAGCCCCCGCUCGCUUCCCGCCUCUAUGCAAAGUUGCGACGCUUUCCAGAUCCUAGUCAAGAGACGCCUUUAGCCAUAGUGGCGACCCACUUCAAUCUACUGCUGCUUCGCGUAGGUACCAAAAUCCCUGCACGAGGGCUAGUGCAGGACUUCUUUAUCUGCAAUGCCUAUGAACCUUCCACGCUCAAAGCUUUGCCUCCUUGUAGAGAGCCCUACACAGAUUAUAGCCGCAGCAGCGGUGACAACCUACCUCGUGGUCGACCCCUCCAGAAGGAGGAGCGACGCCUGCUUGAGGUUCAAUCAAUGGGGCUCUUGUGCGGAGGCGGGGAGAAGUUUGCGGUGGCAGAGCUCUGCGUUUUCAAGACCAUCCACUUAAAAUCAUAUGCUGACAUUUGUUUGCUAUGCUCUCCCACAUCAGCCGCCCCUGUCCUUGGCGGCAAUUGGAACUCGUUCCGUGUACCAAUCCUUGGCAUUGACAGCAAUGAUCCAUGGCACAUUUGUUGCUGGGACACUGACACUGUCAUUACUUUUAGGCACUGGCUGUGCUGGAUCGAUUAUCAUCGUGGUAUUCUAUUCUUUGACGUGUUCGGAGAGCCUGUCCCUACCGUCACAUUCCUUGCUUUUCCUCUUGAUGAGUAUCCUUCCCCGCACAGUCUCAAAGAGGUCAAGCCAUCCAGCCCUCUCAAAUCCAGCCGGUUGUAUCGUGGUGCGUCUGUCUUAUUUGGUGGCAAUAUGAUCAAAUUUGUCAAUGUCACCCGCCACGACGGCAUUGGUUAUGGAGAACUCAAACCUCGUUCAGGCUUCACCAUCACCUGCCACACCCUCGAGUUAGGCGACACCCCAGUGAUAGGCAAUGCAAGGUGGAAGUUAGACUACAAGAUUACUUCUGAUGAGCUUUGGUCCGCCAAUCCUCCUGAGCAUCUUCCACACAACAUUCUCAUGUUCCCUCAAAUAGACUUAGACAUGCCACAUCUAGUGCACUUUAUCAUCAGCGAGUUUGAAUUCGUUAUUAAGAAGAUGUGGUUGGUGUCCAUUGAUAUGAAAACUAAGGAGGUGAAAUCAUUUGCUCCGUACAUCAGUGGGAAGGAAGGACUUGAAACAGACGACGCAGACUUGAUCAGAGAAAGGUCUGACGCUCCCAUGCCCUUCCUACCCUGUGAUUUCUCCAGGUUUCUCCGUCUCUCAAGGUUGAGCAAGGAUAUGGAAUGACUCACGGUGUACAUUUAAGUUCAGCUACCAUGGUAAAAAUACUAUCUACUUACUCUCUUGUAUGCAUCUGCUUACCUUUAGCUCUUGCUGAUUCAUUCCUAUAUUACUGAAUGGACAAAAUGGAAUACAUGCUUUUAGUGCUGUCCUCUUCAUCACUUUAUUCUAUAUGUUCAUAUUUUUGGCUAUGUAAUAGUGCCGCUUUCACUUUGUUAUAGUAAUAUAUUAAUUAAUUGAAUCAUUUAAUAUAUUGUUACCAUUUAUCUUGUUUUGGCUGUUCAAGUGUUUUUAGGAUUGAGCCACCCCAGUUGCGCAGUUACACUGAACUUAAUAUCGAUAAUAAACAAUAACAGCUUGCUGUUCGAUCUUUUGCUCUUUAUGGACUGUCCACUAUCUAUACAUGUAGUUCUUGAUUGAUUCAUUGCUAUAUUACUGAAUGGACAAAAUGGAAUACAUGCUUUUAGUGUUGUCCUCUUCAUCACUUUAUUCUAUAUGUUCAUGUUUUUGGCUAUGUAAUAGUGCCGCUUUCACUUUGUUAUAGUAAUAUAUUAAUUAAUUGAAUCAUUUAAUAUAUUGUUACCAUUUAUCUUGUUUUGGCUGUUCAAGUGUUUUUAGGAUUGAGCCGCCCCAGUUGCGCAGUUACACUAAACUUAAUAUCGAUAAUAAACAAUAACAGCUUGCUGUUCGAUCUUUUGCUCUUUAUGGACUGUCCACUAUCUAUACAUGUAGUUCUUGAUUCAUAACACAGCCUUCUGUUGCUACUAGCUUGCUGUGCUAUUUUGAAGCAAACUCUAGGAACCACACUAUUGUGAUUGCUCUUGUAAAGCAUAAAACAUGAUGGUUCUCCAAUUUCUAUAUCGGAGCAAAUGUCUAUUAUCUACGAACCUUUUAGCACACAUUUUUCUAUUGGUAAAAGUUUUAGAAGGUAUUUUGUUGAAUCUUUGGGUCAAUCAGCUUACAUCUUUGUCUGUUUCCAUUAGGAUCUUUCUGUUCCAUAUAGUGCGUUUUUUUAUGUCGUGUAACUGGAUACCAGGCCAGUGAAAAGCCAUUCUCCCUGCAUGAGAAUUUUAUUAGGUAAACUACUGUAGCAUUAGCCUCGUUGGCCUUCUCAUGUCAUUACCACGUCUUCCUCUUGUUGUCAUUACCACGUGAAACUUGAUCAAGUACAUGAUUACGCUUACAUUAAUAUUUAGGGUGAAACUGUCUUCUCUAUUAGUUUUCCCCACUCUAAUGCCAUUUCUAUUUCUUGUUUGUUUAUUUCGUUUUGAACUAUUGUUGUGUACAUUUUUAAAUGGAUUUUUAACUAGCAAACCCAUCGCACUAGGUUUAGCAAUUCAUCUUAUGUGUCAAUACUGCUCGCAAGCAGCAUAGUCAGAUGUUCAGAUGCUCCCAAAAUUUGUAACUGCCUUCUGAGGUUGUGCCGUGUCGCUUUCUUACAGUAAGGGACUAUUCUUCACCCCAGCCAGCUUGUGUGCCCACGCUCAAAACAACAAACCGAGAGAAACAUAACUUUUGUGAGGUAAUAUUAUAGCGUUGAAGGAGGAACCAGUCCCCACACUAAAAGCACCGUAAACAAAAAGAGUGUAAGGUAAUCUUACAGUUUGCAUGCCAGUCAAUUAUGUCCUGUAGGCGAGGAACCAGCCCUGGCGCAUCUUUCUGUAAUUUUAUGGCUAUUCAGGUAAUCUUACAGUAGGCAGGUGUUCCUGGCUUUUUUGAUAUGUAAGGCUCCGUUCCUAUAUUUCAGGUAUUUUUCGUUAGAUCUAUUAGUAAUAUUUUUUAUUGGACUGAGUACAUAGGGUCUCUAGCAAAAAUAAUUAUGGUAAUUGAUUUAAGUAACAUAGGUCAGUAUCGCAAUUCUGUAGGAGGCAAUUUUGACAACUGUAAGAAACAUAGAUCCCUAAUUCUAUUCUGUACACAAGGAAAUUUUCUUUUUCUGAGGAAACAGCAGGAGCUCUGCCUUUGCAUUAAGAAGAAGAGAAUUUACCAGUUUAUAAGGAAAACUGGCCGAAAACCGAGUACACAAGGAAUUUUUGGUAACCCCAGAACAACAAAGCGGUCUAAUAAAUAGAUUCCAUGCAGUGGUUCUGGGGAAUACGUCACGUAACAAAAACCAUCCUUAAGUUACAAAUAAAAUUUGUUUGGACGAAAUUAAACGCCACUUAGCACUAAGUAACCAGCAUCAUGAAAAUUUCAGAAAUCACUAUUACAAAACUGAAUACAACUGAGCUUGCACCGACUAUUGCCGAACUUGAUCUUUAAGUAUCUUAAUUUGCAGGUGGCCAGAGAUUUUCCAUCAACUUCAUUUGUUCCUCAAUCUCUCGAGCAACUGAAACAUUCUUCUUAAUAGUACCGUAGCCUUUAGGUUCACCUUUCUUCUCUGAAUUUUGCUACUGGUUCUUACAAAAAGUGGGCCUGACAUUUAAAUUUAACAUUACUCGUAUCCACCACAAAUAUGAGGACAUCUCUACCCCUCAUACAUUAACGGUCAUCCACCUGAACAGAUACCUGAAAACUAAAUAUUUUCAGUUGUUAGAAGUAUAUACCAACACACAAGCACAUAUAACACUUGAGGAUUAACAGACUUCACUACCUUACACUGAAAAAAAAAAAUCAAAAUCGAAGACAGCACAGGUGGAUUUUGGAUGUACCAAGUUCAUCAGAAUCACAUGAACCCAUAAAACUCUGGCCGCCGGUGUGAAUUAGAAGUAUAUAGGGAAACAAAUGAAAAGAUGCCUGAUUUUAACUAUUGUUUCAGUGCAAACUAAACAUUGCCUCUUACCAAAUUGUGCCAGAUGAUUGGGUGGGAGUCUUGAUCUAGUAUGUGUCUUAUAAAUGUUUAUGACAUUGUCUAACUAGUCUGAAACCUGUGAGUCAUCAAAAUGAAAUAUAGAAGCAUCUCAAGUCCCUUCAAUAUGGAUUUUUCGUAGUACUACUGGAACUUGUGCUGCUAAACUUCCAUCACUCUGUGAUGAAGGAAAAGGAGCAAAAAAUCGGGAGGAAAUCAUGUGGUAAGCACCUGAAAAGCACUUGAAAAUUUCAUGACAGUACCUGCUUGGUUUACAAUGAACAGUAGCAUGAAAGAGUUACUCCAGCUAAUUUGUCAGACACACAUAACUGGAAGGCAUAGUGCCAAAACCACCCAGCAUAUAGAUGAAUCAAUAUUAAAUGGAACUAAAUAAUGCACGUCUCUAUUCUAGUGGUAAUGUGAUCAAAAGACGGGGAAUAAGAAAUUAACCAUAUUUCAAUGGGUGGCUCUGCAAGAUAGGAAAUAGGUUAAAUGUGAACAAAAUCAACGUCUUAUAGUAUAGAAGAAUCUGAAGCAAAAUGAUGGUGUGGAUUUACUUUACAGUAUCCAUGCCUACUGAAUAAAUUUAAUUGGUGGAGGCUAGCUAGAAUCGCAUGAUUACUCCAAAAAUAGCACAUUCUCAUCCGGUUUAUGCUACAGAAAACAAACAAGCAAUUAGUUGACUGAGGGAGGGUUAAACCAAAAAAUUAGCAAAGAUUGACAGGCUGGAUGAGGGUCAAUGUCCACCUCAUGCAAUUAAAAUAAAUAUAACUCAAAUUUGCAGCUUACCUGAAUAUUGACAGGCUGGGAGAGUGUUAGCGUCCACCAACGUAAGGUUUCCAACCAGCAAAGUACGUAAAUCUAAUAUACUGUACAGAGUCAUCCCACAUUCGCCAGCUGAUGUAAAUUUUUUGAGAUAAGAUAGGAGAUAUGGGGUCAUCAUAAAAUAGGAGCAUGUCCAACUAAUUCAUUUUCCAAGCCUGCACGCGACUAGAUUGCAUCUCUUGUUUACAUCGAUGUAAAACAGGAGCACGCCCAGCUAUAUCGUUCUGUCCAGUGUGUAUCAAUAAAUAGCAAUGAAUAGGUACUUAACCAUUCAUCACUCACCUGAAGCAGUGUAAAAAUAUGAUAACCAAACCUGAAAAAGUUCAGUGUACUCCAGGUGUAUGCAGUGCUUUCACAGAGUUGACAAAGUGCUACAAAUGUACCAUGAAUUGGAAAAAGAAUACCUGAUCCUGCAUCUUGAAAUUUUUGGUAGUUGCUACCAUGUCUCACUUGUGUUAUGGUCUGUACCUAGAGAAUGUUCUGAAGCCUUCCACAUGGAGACCCUCAACAACUACAGGUCAAAGUGAAAAUACAUAUUUUUAUCAGGACGAUUCAAGUUUAAGAAAAGUCGCAUUUGUGUUCUUUAGCAAUAUUAGGUAACCGAAAGGUAUGAUCAGCCAUGAUGGCAGUGUUUCGUCAACUCAACUAACAAAAAAUUAUACUCCCUAUCAGCAAGUCAAUGAAAUUGUGCAUUGAGAUCAUGGUUACUUGAGCUUAAAUGAUUGGUGAUUAUGAGGGUGCCACGAGCGCAGCUUGUUUUUCCACAUUUUCAAGGUAUGAUCGGCCAUGAUGGCAGUGUUUCGACUAACUCAUAACAGAGAAUUAUACUCCCUAUCAGCAAGUCAAUGACAUUGUGUAUUGAGAUCAUGGUUACUUGAGCUUAAAGGAUUGGUGCUUAUUAGGGUGCCAUUCUUUGUUGCUCGUAGCGUGCAGCUUGUUUUUCCACAUCGUUUUGUGCUGUACCUCUUUCCUGUUUCCUACUAUGCCUUGUUCUGCAAUAGAGCAGAUUCACAAUGAUGGGAUUGUCAACCUAAUAUAGUAGCAACAUCCCAACUUGAUUCUAAAUUUAAAUGGCCGGACAUGGUACUUUUCAGUAUCAGGGACAGUCUAAUUCAUUCAAAAUAGUGGAGCUUAUCCAUAAUAGAGAAGAAAAAAAAUAAAAAAUUUGUUGCAGCCUAUUAAAAAGAGACAGGGAGGUGGGCUGGGUUCUAGUCCAGGCACGGAACGUAAAAUUACACUGACCCAGAUAUAAUUUUCUGGCUAGGGACGGUGGACUAGCUUUUCCCCAAUCGCAAAACGGUGGCUUGGCUGGAGGCAAUGUCUGGCUCGGUCUAUCGACCAUUAGUGUUUUGAGUUUUAGCCGCUCGAGUUGUGUAGGUAGACUAAAAACUUCAUAUCGGUAAUAAAUACUACCUCCGUCCCAAUUUAGUUGUCGCAGAAAUGGAUAAAAAUGGAUGUAUCUAUAUCUAAAAUACGUUAAGAUACAUCCAUUUCUGCGACAAGUAAUUCCGGAUGGAGGGAGUAAUACUUUAUAUGAGGUGUAUUUGUUUUUCCAAAAGUCAAAUGAGUGCAUGUUUGACCGAGUUUUUAGAAAAAUAUAUCAUAUCCACAAUAUGAAAUUUAUGUCAUUUGAUCCAUCAUUAAAAGUAGUUUUGUAUUUUAUCUAUAAUCUUUGGUCAAACAUUCAAAUGGUUGACUUGCACGGAAGUCAAUACACCUUUUAUUCUGGAACGGAGAGAGUAAUAGCUUGCUCCUUCUGCCAUCAAGUUAUCCCUGAGAGUCAUAAGAAUCCUCUGUUUCUCCUUGUUGAAUCUUUUGCUCGUUAUGGAGCUGUCCACUAUCUAUACAUGUGUAGUUCUUUAUUCAUUAUGCAGCCUUCUGUUAGUACUAGUUUGGUGUGCUAUUUUGAAGCAAAAACUCUAGGAACCACACUACGGUGAUUGCUCUUGUAAAGCAUAAAACCGUAUGCUGAUUUAUUGCUAUAUUGCUAAAUGGUGCAAAAUGGAAUAUCUGCUUUUAUUGUGCCAUGUCGCUUAUGAUAGUGUUCUGUUCUGCCACUCCUGGAUAACUCUAAUGUAGUGUUAAUCAACGACCAAGCAGUGCAAUUAAUAUUUAUAUCAGAA